ACUGUAAACCUGCAGACAGACAGACCGACUGUAAACCUGCAGACAGACAGACACACUCUAAACCCACGGACAGACAGACCGACUGUAAACCUGCAGACAGACAGACACACUCUAAACCCACGGACAGACAGACCGACUGUAAACCUGCAGACAGACAGACCAACUGUAAACCUGCAGACAGACAGACAAAGUCUGAGUCCGACAGAGGCCUCUCGGCUCCUCCUCCCAUCCGCUGCAGCUCCCGCCUGGCUGCUAAACCACGACGCGUUCACUGUCUGACCAGCCGGGGGAGGCAACCCCCUGCCUGCCCCUACCCACCCACACAGUCAGACGGACAGAGCCGGAGUUCCGCCGACCACGCAACAUCUGUCCCAGUAAAGGUGGCGUCCAUGAAGAUCUCGCACCCUGAUGCUGAGGCCAAUUUGGAAGCGAUUGAAGGAGCAUGCGAGGCCGAGGCGGCUCUUUUGGGCCAUCCGGAGGUCCGAGAGAGACGCUACAGAUGUUCCAGCUGUGGGAAGAAGUUCUACCAGAUCGGCCACUUAAAGAAACACCAGUUCAGCCACACGGAAGAGAAACCCUUCAGCUGCCAAGACUGUGGGAAGAACUACACCUCUGCAGAAAGCUUCAGAGCCCAUCAGAUGAGUCACCGUGGGGAGCGUCCGUUCCCCUGCCCUCACUGUGAGAAGACGUACGGCCUGAAGCGGGACCUGACGGAGCACAUGGUGCUGCACACCGGAGAGAGACCUUACGCCUGCGAGCACUGUGGCAAGGCUUUUGCUCGCCGCCCCUCCCUACGCAUCCACCGCCUCCUUCACUGCAGCAAAGUAGUUUACACACCGCCUCCGAAGGUGCGGUGCACAGUCUGCCCAAAGCUGCUUGCUAACUCCGGCUCUUUAAGGAACCACAUGAAGGUCCACACGGGGGAAAAACCUCACAUCUGUCAGCACUGCGGGAAGCGCUUCAGUCAGAAAGGGAACCUCGAGGCUCAUUUGAGAAUUCACAACGGAGAGAAGCCGUUUCCUUGCUCAGAGUGUGACCAUAGCUUCUCCCAGAAACCCGACCUCCGUCGGCACAUGUUUUCCCACACCGGAGGAGGUUUCCUCUGCAGCUUCUGUGGAAAAUCACUGAGGGACCCACACAGCCUGAAGUCCCACGAGGGACUUCACACUGGAGAAAGACCCCAUCGCUGCCCUGUCUGUGGAAAAGGCUACACCUUGGCCACCAAGCUGCGGAGACACAUUAAGUCAUCCCACCUGAUGGAGAAGCCGCACCGCUGCCACUGCGGCGCCUCCUACACCGUGAGACAAAGUCUGCUGCGGCACCAAGCUCAGCACAGGGCUAAGGGAGGACCGCGGGAGGAGGAGGAGCGGGAGGGAGGACAUCGAGACGAGAUGAAGAGCAGCAACGAGAACGAGGUCACGCAAGACUUAGCGACUUCGGGCUCCAGUCACCCGAAGCCGAUCAGAGGCAGACCCAAGAAGAACUCUCUCCCCCGGGGAGAAGGAGACAAGCAGGAGGGUCACGUGAGGCGGAAAAGAGGACGAGAAAAAUUGGAGGAAAAGGAGGCGAGAGACGAGACUGAGACCUCGAGGGCAGGAGAUGACGAGGCUUCGGGUCACAUCCAACAUGUUGUCUACGUCCACACAGACAGCCUGUUGGCGGAGAGCCCCUCCCCACUGCUCCUCACCUCGGAGGGCUCGCUGCCUGCGGAGACGGAGACGGGCCAGGACCUGGUGGAGGUGGUGAUAUCCGAGGGCGCCGAGCAGUGCAUCAUGAUCCUUCAGGAGGAUGGGGGCGGACUCUGCUCUGUGGCACAGACAAUUGAGAUUGACACAGUGUAGACUAGUCUAUAUUAACAACGUUCCACUUCCUGGAUUGUUCAGAUGCUCCUGGAAAUUGACGUGUUAAUAUAGAAGGUGAUUAGUUUUGCUACUGAUGCUAAAACUCUUGUGUGGACGGAGAUUGUUUUCAUCUCAAAACACUGUUUAGAGAUGAAAACGUAGCAGGGUGGAUGUAGCCUGAGGCCCUUCAGUGAUUCCUGUUGUUUUGGUUGUUAAACAUCGGUGCUCUCUGACACCCAAAGCUGACGUUUACUGUUCCUGUUGAUGCUGAAGAUAUAGAAAAACACUUGCGCUGUCAGAGCCUAUUUGAAGUUUUAUUGGAAAUAUCUCACCAUGACUGCAUAUUGCCAUCCUGGAGUUAAAACAAUAAAAGUGCAGAAUUCAAUCAGAAAUGAA
Messenger RNA from Etheostoma spectabile (orangethroat darter), 2237 nucleotides. Its product is annotated as zinc finger protein 408. The transcript is spliced from 5 exons. Lineage: Eukaryota; Metazoa; Chordata; Actinopteri; Perciformes; Percidae. The record is from RefSeq and is a predicted model, not a curated record. The coding region runs from base 390 to 1841 and encodes 483 amino acids.